CUCCUGCCCUCUUUUCCCUGCAUGCCCGGGCAGCCGGGGGCCAACAUGGAUCUUUCUGUCCGCAUCAGCUGAGCCUGGAAACCUUACCCUUUGGAGGCAAUGGAAAGGGAGAUGCGGAAUGCUUCCCCGGCAAGGACGUCACCAGCCCGGGCAUCUCCAGCCCGGGCAACCCCAGGCUGGGCGUCCCCUUCCAGGUCAGCAUCCGGCAGGUCACUGUCUGCCAGGUCAGCCUCCACAGCAUCCUCGCCAACGAGAGUGUACCUGGUUAGAGCAACACCAGUGGGGGCCGUACCCAUCCGCGCAUCUCCUGCCAGGACAGUGCCAGCCACCAGGGAGACCCCAGGACUCAGCUUGCCCAAGCUCACCUGGCAGGAGGGCCGGAAGCGGCUGCCACUCAUCGGAUGUGUGCUUCUCCUGAUCGCUCUGGUGGUGUCGCUCAUAAUUCUCUUCUAUUUCUGGAGGGGCCAUACAGGGAUCAAGUACAAGGAGCCGGUGGAGAGCUGCCCCAGGCACGCUGUGCGCUGUGACGGGGUGGUGGACUGUAAACUGAAGAGCGACGAGCUGGGCUGUGUGAGGUUUGACUGGGACAAGUCUCUGCUUAGCGUCUACUCUGGAUCCUCCCAGCAGUGGCUUCCUGUUUGCAGCGACAGCUGGAACAGCUCCUACUCAGAGAACACCUGCCGGCAGCUGGGUUUCAAGAGUGCGUACAGGACCACCGAAGUGGCCCACAGCGGUUUCGCCAGCAGUUUCUCUAUCUCCAAGUACAACUCCAGCAUCCAAGAAAGCCUCCACAGGUCUGAAUGCCCUUCCCAGCGGUAUGUCUCUCUUCAGUGUUCCCACUGCGGACUGAGGGCCGCGACCGGGCGGAUCGUGGGAGGGGUGCUGGCCCCAGAGAACACGUGGCCCUGGCAAGUCAGUCUGCACUACGGCACCACCCACAUCUGCGGGGGCACGCUGAUCGCCGCCCAGUGGGUGCUCACUGCUGCCCACUGCUUCUUUGUGACCCGGGAGAAGAUCUUGGAGGGCUGGAAGGUAUAUGCAGGCACCAACAACUUGCACCAGCUGCCGGAGGCGACCUCCAUCUCCCAGAUCAUCAUCAACGGCAACUAUACUGACGACGAGGAUGACUACGACAUCGCCCUCAUGCGGCUCUCCAAGCCCCUGGCCUUAUCUGCGCACGUCCACCCUGCCUGCCUCCCCAUGCACGGACAGACCUUCAACCUCAAUGAGACCUGCUGGAUCACAGGCUUUGGCAAGACCAACGAGGCAGACGAGAGGACAUCCCCCUUCCUCCGGGAGGUGCAGGUCAGCCUCAUCGACUUCAGGAAGUGCAAUGACUACUUGGUCUAUGACAGUUACCUCACCCCGCGGAUGAUGUGUGCUGGAGAUCUCCGGGGGGGCAGAGACUCCUGCCAGGGGGACAGUGGGGGGCCCCUGGUCUGCGAGCAGAACAACCGCUGGUACCUGGCUGGGGUCACCAGCUGGGGCACGGGCUGUGGCCAGAGAAACAAGCCUGGGGUGUACACCAAAGUGGCAGAACUCCUGCCCUGGAUUUACAGCAAGAUGGAGUGCCAGGUGACAGCCAGCCUGAGUGUUAAGCUCUGAUGUUCCCAGCCUGCCUCACCCUGUCUGCCCUGUUCUCGUCCUCAGAGUGAGGUGCGUUUCCGGAAAUCCUAAGCCGCCUCCCUGCUCCAGCUCACGGCACUGGCUGCCAUACAGACUCUGACCACAGGGACUGGGCCGCUGGGACAUCAUCUGGGCUAACGGCCACCAGGCACCUUCGUUACUCCCACCUCUGCUGUCUGCUGCCUCUGUGAAUACACACUGUGUGUGUGUGUGUCUGCAUGUGUGUGUGUGUGUGUGCAUGCGUGUCUGUGCACGUGUGUGUGUGCGUGAGCGUGUGUUGCUGCUCUCCCAGUGUCUUCAGAAACCAGGAGAACUGUCAACUCAUCCCAAACCCCAGGCUGGACAUCACCUGGAGAUAACAGGCUGGGUACCGUGGAGGUUCCUACAGGCACGGCCAUAAUGGCUGGAGGAGGUGGAGCCCAAACAGAGCUCAGGGAAGGGCCUGGAAGGUCCCAUCAAGAAGUCUUGCUCCUCUGACUGGACUCAGAGAUUAGCCCAGAUGGAGCAGCCCCCAGCGACCCAGGGGACACACUGUCGCAGGACGGAGAAUGGGUGCCACGGGGUGCCUGGACUGUCUGUAGUGGGAAGAUGCCCCCCUUGGCGUUGCAAGCAUCCUGCCCCCUCCCGCUGGUGCCCUGGAUGGCGGUGCUGGCCGAGCCAUGGCUGUCCAGGCCAAACACUGGGAACAGGGCUCACUGUUCUUGACUGGCCACAGGCUGUUGGGGCAGAUUUAUUUUAGUUUAGUUUUAUAUUUAAGAGAUGGCAGUGGAUGUAUUUCUAAAGAAUCUCCAAAACUUCCGGGAGCCCUCAGAGCUAGCAGCAAGCACCCCAAGAAUUCUGGGAGAUUCAUGGGAGUCGCCCCUCUCCAGAGGCUGGCGGAAUGUUUCUGGCCUUGACGGACUGGAUGAAGGGGCCCCUCUGAGAUACUCAGGGAUGCAAAUCCUCAUUUGGGCUGGUGAGCAGCUCUGACAUGCACAGAGCCACACCUGCGGCGGCAUCCAAGCAAGGGCUGCCACCAGGGCAUGAAGAAAAGGGCAGGCCCCCCGGAGCCGAGGGAACAGGCACCUCCCACACCCGGUGCUGUACUGGGGCUUCGGAGUUUCUUCUCAGCUUCCUCUGCCUUUCGAUUUUUGAGUAGUUCCAGAAGCGGCACUGACAUGAAGGCUGCGUGGAGAGCAGGCUGACAUUGUGCCCAGGCCCUACAAAAGCCCUUCGAAGGAUCUGAGUUGCCCUACCCCUGCAAGCCUUCAGUGCACCCGGCCUUUGUGCCAACGGAAGGCCCGGGUGUUCCCCAGCCUCCCCCCUGGAGCACCUGUCUCUUGCCCAUUCCCCUCCCUCUGCACGGACCUGCCUGCUGGCACUAUGCCUCCCAGAGGCAGGGUCCCUGCAGAUCAGCCUGGCCUGGCUCAGGCUGGCAGUGGUGUGGGAAGGCACUGGUCUGGAAGAGCAGGCUGGGGUUGCCUAGCAUGGCUGGGCAGAGUCUGAGGGGCUAGUGACAUGUGACCGAGGCUGAGGGCUUGGGGAGGGCAACAUCCAGGUCUCCAACAGCCCCCGGCAAUGGCCCUCAGCAAUAAAAGUUGUGUGACCUGAAAA
Messenger RNA from Manis javanica (Malayan pangolin), 3219 nucleotides. It is a transcript of the gene TMPRSS13, whose product is annotated as transmembrane serine protease 13. Gene Ontology annotation, cellular component: membrane. Lineage: Eukaryota; Metazoa; Chordata; Mammalia; Pholidota; Manidae. Gene Ontology annotation, molecular function: protein binding; serine-type endopeptidase activity. The record is from RefSeq and is a predicted model, not a curated record. Gene Ontology annotation, biological process: proteolysis.